GGUCCAUUUGAGUAACCUCGCUAUCUUACUCCAAAUCGCAUGCUCACGUUGACUUAUUCCCGGCGUCGUUGAGUUAUUUUGUUUAUUCGUAUCGCCUGCUUUUGAUGUGGAAUGGAACUCUUUCAUGACACCAAGCAAUUCAAAGGGCAGGAUUAUCAUGCCCUACGAAAACAACAACUUUCUCGGGGAGUGCAAUUUGUGGAUGAUGAAUUCCCUGUGGAGCGCAUGAAUAUUUUAUGCUUCGAUCCCAGUUCUUUGGAGUUCAAGCGUCCUACCGAGUUAGUGGAAUGGCCUUGUUUAAAGUCGGAAGAUGAAUAUUUUAGUCUAAAAAAGGGGUUCGUGGCGAACGUUAACGUUCUUAUCGCCUUCACGAGCCUCAAAUAUGCUUCAAAAUUGUGGUCGAAGGUGUUUGUUGAUCACUCUUCACAAGAAUGGAAUAAAAGCUAUCCCAAAGAACAUCCCGGAAUAUUCCGUGUUCGUAUAUGGCAAGAUGGUAUUUUUCUCGACAUUGUAGUCGAUGAUCGUCUUCCUUGUCAGAAUGGCAAGUUAGUUAGUACUUGCUCUUUUUCGUCCAUUGAAUUUUGGCCCUCCAUUCUCGAGAAGGCAUAUGCGAAAUUGCUUGGUGGUUAUGAUAAACUGGAGCAGAUCCGACUGGAAGAGAUCCUCAUGGACCUCACAGGCGGUGUCACCGAAUGCAUUGGAACUCAAUCCAUCCUUUCAGCUCCUCCGAUGAAACAUGUUGAGUUCUACGAAAAGUUGGAAAAUGGCUUCAAAGAGCGAUCACUGAUCAUUUUCUGCACUGAGCCGAAGUUCGAGUCUCCAGCUAGUCCACCAAUCGGGUUUGUUCCUCCUGAUGGUUUGAGCCUACUGGAACAGUUUGGUUCUCCGGGGCCGAUGAGUGAUGGCGUGGAUGCGGACACCGGGCUUUGCGCCAAAUAUGGGUACCUCCUCACUCGGCUUUGUACCGUACCGAAAGAUACCAGUGUGUUCGGUGCAAUCAAAGAUGCUUUUAGACGAACUGGUGAUUGUCCCAUUCGUGCACGGCUCUUGCGUCUUCGGUGUCCAAUCACCAUAAGUAAUGGCGGGGCCGGCUUUGGCGAGUGGAAAGGAUCCUACUCGUCUUCGUCUCCUGAGUGGGAAGAACUCGGACUAGAUGUUCGCAAACGACUGCGUUUGACAUUUGAUUCAGAGUCUGAGUUCUGGAUCCCUUUGGACGAUGUUUUGAAACACAUGGCUGGUGUAGUAAUCUGCCGUCUGCCUGACACGAGCAUUGUCAGUCUUAGCGGACGCACCUGGCAACUGAACGAGCACCAUGGGGCCUGGCAUGGGGAUCAGACCGGCGGUAGUCUACGGUAUCGCGACUCGUUUUUCUCAAAUCCUCAGUACGUGUUCGAUGUCGCGUCGGACUCCGAAGAGGUGCUGCUUACUCUGGUUCGCAAACAUAAUCGUGAUCCCCUCACUAUGGCCAUCGAGCCUACUCAGAACCCACCUGCGGUGGGCCUGGGCUUAUUUCAAGUGGAAUCGAACAGAAUAACCAGGAUCCAUCAGCUGGGGUUCACCCAAAUCAUCUACGUUGAGGCAGCCAGACCGUUCCGAACAGUACUCAUUUCUCGCUUCCUCAAUCCGGGUCGAUAUGUUCUGAUCCCAUUUUUGGAAGAACCACUCUCGUCGGCCGCUUAUCUGCUGCGACUGUAUUUACCGAAGCGAACAAUGAGCAAAGAACUCACCCUCCACAUUCCACCAACUAAUGGUGCCUUGGAUUUCUUCUUUGGGACCUUUAAGGAGGCCGUUCGAGUGCACAUACACAGUGCGGUGAAUUUGUUGUGGCCCGAUGGAAAGAAUCCUCCUUCUCCAUAUUGUCGGCUUAUUUCCGAGGACGGAACCUCGCAAACUAGCGUCCGCUAUUAUACCGGCAAUCCAGUAUGGAAUGAGUUUUUCAUAUUCUAUCGGCGGCGUCCGAAAAAAGUUCCUUUAACUAUUCAGGUGAUGGACAAGCGCUCCAUUGGAUUCGACGUUUUUCUCGGACGUCACUGUUUCAAGGAGGACGAACUCUCCGUGGCCGCACAGCACGAGAUCGCACUGUUCGGUCGGGACACAAAAGAGGAGCGUUUUAUGCGCAUGAAGGGAUCGCUAUUUGUGGACUUCUAUCGGGUGGAUUCUGGCAACUUUCUUCAAAUAUGAUAUUUCCCAUUUUGCUACAGACAUUGGUCAAUCACCAGAGCUUUCAUCAUUUGUUUUCCUCAUCCAUUUGCCACCGAUUCCAAAGUGCUUUUUCCUUCCCUUUCUUAUGUUAUUUAUUCACGGGUGUAACUCACUUAUUACACAUUUUGAUAAAUAUGUCUGAUCCUCUUCCACGUGACCACCGUUGGACUUGCUCGUUGGAUAUAUCACACACGCUCUCUUGACGAAUCCUGGCACCCACCUCGCAAGUGGUCUUUCGCCUGCCCAUAUACCAGUCGCGCUUGUUGUAACGCAUGGGGUGCAGCGAUUCUCUCGACUUAUAUACAUGCUUUACAUUUACGGCUCACAAGCUACUCUCUCUCUCGUAAACAACUUGAAACGUGCAGCCCGCCUAUUUAAUCAGCCAGUGCAUCCAUUAACUCUUGUCCCUUGUGGCCUCUGCGAAUUUCGUAGUAUUUUGGCUUCCAGGCUUGUUUUGUAGCCAAUAAAUGCUUCAG
Dicrocoelium dendriticum is the source of this 2678-nucleotide messenger RNA. The record is from the annotation of a GenBank genome assembly. Lineage: Eukaryota; Metazoa; Platyhelminthes; Trematoda; Plagiorchiida; Dicrocoeliidae.